AUGGAGGACUGUGAUGCCAUCAUGCGGAUGACUUGGGAGUCCCUCUUCCCUGGUACUGACUAUGACGGGUGGAAGCAUCAAUUUGACGCAGCCUCCCUUGAGUUCAAUGAUAGGCUCUUGAGAGAAGCCCAGGAGGAAGAGGAGGAGGAUUCGUCCGACUCUAAUGAGGGCAACACACAAUUCGAUGAGAGUGAAGAGGAAAGCGUACCAGAGACGCCGCAGUAUCCUCCAGCAGUUCCCAGACUGGAAUCCAACCAGGUUGCUGCACGAGCGACUCGAAUUUGGUCUGUUGCGGAAGAUGAAACUUUGAUUAGGUUGUUCAUGGAGAUCAGCGAGAAUGCUAUUAAAGGUACGAGCCAGAAAGCAACUUCCCUUUGGCGCGAUGUACACGCAGCAUAUCAAAUGGCUCAUGCGGAGAAGCCGCAUAUACUUCCGCCAAGACCUAUGAAGAGGCUGACGUCGCACUGGAGAAGGUUGGCAGCGGACACACUACAGUGGAUAUCUUGCUAUGAUGAAGCGGGUAGACUUCCGGAGGGAGGGAGUGGUUACAACGAAGCUGACCGUAUAAAAUGUGCGUCGAAGCUUUUUCAUCUCGCCUAA
Chenopodium quinoa (quinoa) is the source of this 600-nucleotide messenger RNA. RefSeq names its product glutathione S-transferase T3-like. Bases 1 to 600 code for a protein of 199 amino acids. The transcript is spliced from 2 exons. NCBI's taxonomy places the organism in Eukaryota, Viridiplantae, Streptophyta, Magnoliopsida, Caryophyllales, Amaranthaceae. The record is from RefSeq and is a predicted model, not a curated record.